UUGAAAGAAAUCUAUCACUUUGCUAAGAAAAUUAAUAAAAUUAUUUAAAAAGUUUUAAUCAAAGAUAUAAAAUGUUAUAUAAAAGGUUUUUACCUUUAAUGACUUCUUGGUUAUCAAAAAAGAAUAAAUACGUUGUGAAUAUAUAUUACUCGACGUUAACUGAUAAGAGCUUAGAGCAUCAGAAAGAGGAUAUAGAUACAACACAAAUGAAAGAAUUGAUUGAAAAAAUAAAACUAUCAAUAGAUCAAAAGAAAAUGAAGAAAAAGGAAGAAAUGGAAUCUGGUAAAAAAUUAUCGCAAAGUAAGAAAACGUUGGACGUUAUUAAUUAUAUAAAAAAAGUUAAUCCGGAUAUAGUUGAUGUAAUUAAACUUAUGACAUGUCUACCACUUAAAAAAACCGAUACAAAUAGAUUAUAUGUGAUUGACAAAAAUACUGCUAUUGAAUAUGUAUCUUUGAUAAAAGAUGAUCUAUUAAAAAAUACAUGUUACAUUGCUGAAUUGAAUCCUGGUUUUGGUAUAUUAACAACAGAAUUGUUGAAGGCUAAUGUACCGUUAAUUCAUUUAUACGAAGGAAAUUUGAUAUUACAUGAGAUGUUGAAAACAUUCUGUAUGAAAUAUCCUGGCAAACUAAAUUUAACCUCAGUUGAAAAUACAAAUCUCUUUGGUAUGGCAAGAGCAUAUUAUGAUCACAUUUCUACUGAAAAAUUUCAAAAGGUUUUUGAAAACAUAAAAAGCAAAAAUUGGGAAGAUGAAACUUACAUGCAAAUAAUAUGUGCAACAGACAAUCGAAACUUAUUUGUAUUUAUUGUAUAUAAUUUAAUCUUUCGCAAGGGUUUCAUGCUUCAUGGAAGACCUGUCUUUUAUAUUGCAAUACUUCCAUCAGUAUGGCACAAAUAUAAUUGUACCAUCAGCAAUCAUAGAACAUAUACUUAUUCAAAAGUGAUGUUCAAAUUAAUGUUUAAUUGCGAACUUCUGGGAUCAUUAAACAGAAAAGCUUUCAUACCUUGGCCAACAAGAAAAUACAACACUACAGGUACAAGUCGUUUAAUAAAGAAACAAGAUUACGAGCACAUUUAUGUGAUAAAACUAGAACCCAAAGCUGACAUUUAUUCACAAUUAUCGCAAAAAGAUUGGAUAAUAUUUUCCUAUUUUGUGAAGUAUCACAUGCGGAAACGUUCUACUAGAGUAAUACCUGCAUUGGAAAAAUGGGCACCGGGCUGUGGAAUCAAACUAAUAGCCAAAGAUUAUACAAUAUAUACAGAAUUUGGAGACUUAACACCAACAAAAAUUCUAGAACUUUUUAAAGAAUUUAAGACUUGGCCGGAAUACAAAGAGAACGAUUUCGUAACUUCUAUGAACAAUACUCUAGAUUGCAUAUGCUGGUUAGCCUUGAAAUAUCAUAGUCACCGUUACAUCGGCUCAGUGUAAUUGCGCGAUGCGAGGAAAUC
This is a messenger RNA of Pogonomyrmex barbatus (red harvester ant), 1447 nucleotides long. RefSeq names its product mitochondrial transcription factor B2 (gene mtTFB2). Gene Ontology annotation, biological process: rRNA methylation; transcription initiation at mitochondrial promoter. Gene Ontology annotation, molecular function: mitochondrial transcription factor activity; rRNA (adenine-N6,N6-)-dimethyltransferase activity. The record is from RefSeq and is a predicted model, not a curated record. Lineage: Eukaryota; Metazoa; Arthropoda; Insecta; Hymenoptera; Formicidae. Gene Ontology annotation, cellular component: mitochondrial matrix.